CCCAACAACGCCGGUAGGGGGUUUCGAUAAUCAACGAAGUAUUGAUGAUAACUUCUUGCGCCGAAGUCUUUCAAGGACCUCGAGUAGAAGAUGUAAGACACCUACACCGAGGAGCUUCUCAAGAAGUGCAAGCCGGAGCACCACUCCGACACCCUCGUCGUUGUCAAGAAAUAUGAGUCGAAGGAAUGCCAUGGAGACCGAAAUUUCUGCUUCUGUUUCGAGAAAUAUGGGUCGAAGGAGCACUUCAGAGAUGGAAAUUCCUUCCCUUCUAUCAAGAAAUAUGAGCCGGAGGCACCCAUUUGAGACUGAAAUACAUUCUCCAUCACCCACCACAGCAUCAGCACCAGCCUCUCCAGCGCCUGCCUCUCCAGCUCCCGCUUCUCCAUCACCCGCCUCUCCAUCGCCAACCUCUCAAACGUCUAAUGCCAGUAAAUCAGGCACGUCUGAUCAACCGGAGUCUUUAUCAAGAAGUGUGAGCAAGAGGAGCACAACCCCGAUUGUCUUCUCUCGGACAACUGCAAGAAAGAAACCUCGUCCGAUUGAGAAGAAGCUUGCAUUCACACUUGAAGAGUUGUGUCACGGGUGCGUAAAGAAGAUCAAGAUCACAAGAGAUGUCAUCAACAAUACUGGGUUUGUCGCUAACAUUACCGACAAUUUCUUACGUAAUUAG
Pyrus x bretschneideri (Chinese white pear) is the source of this 670-nucleotide messenger RNA. Its product is annotated as putative protein TPRXL. Lineage: Eukaryota; Viridiplantae; Streptophyta; Magnoliopsida; Rosales; Rosaceae. The record is from RefSeq and is a predicted model, not a curated record. Gene Ontology annotation, cellular component: cytosol. The transcript has a single exon. Bases 173 to 670 code for a protein of 165 amino acids. Gene Ontology annotation, molecular function: protein-folding chaperone binding.